CCAUACAAAUGUAAUGAGUGUGGGAGAUCUUUUACAUAUAAUUCAGCCUUCAGAGCACAUCUGAGAACUCACACAGGACAGAAGCCCUAUGAAUGUAAUGACUGUGAGAAAACAUUUGCACAUAAUUCAACCCUCAGAGCACAUCAGAAAAUUCACACUAGAGAGAAACUCUAUGAAUGUGGUGAAUGUGGAAAAACAUUUUCCCAGAAGACACACAUCUCAGCGCAUCUGAGAACUCGCAGAGGGGAGAAAACCUACAAAUGUAAUCAAUGUGGCAAAACUUUCUCAGAAAAGUCAUAUAUUAGUGCACAUCAAAGAAUUCACACAGGGGAGAAACCCUAUGAGUGUACUAUAUUUGGAAAAACAUUUGCCCAUAAUUCAACACUCAGAGUACAUCAGCGAAUUCACACAGGUGUAAAGUCCUAUGAAUGUAGCGAGUGUGGAAAAACAUUCUUCCAGAAUUCACACCUUAGUGCACACCAGAGAAUUCACACCGGGGAGAAACCUUAUGACUGUAUGAAUGCAGGAAAGCUUUUGCUCAAAAUUCAACUCUCAGAAUAA
Lepus europaeus (European hare) is the source of this 561-nucleotide messenger RNA. RefSeq names its product zinc finger protein 658B-like. Gene Ontology annotation, biological process: regulation of transcription by RNA polymerase II. Gene Ontology annotation, molecular function: RNA polymerase II cis-regulatory region sequence-specific DNA binding; DNA-binding transcription factor activity, RNA polymerase II-specific. The annotation marks the transcript as partial. The record is from RefSeq and is a predicted model, not a curated record. NCBI's taxonomy places the organism in Eukaryota, Metazoa, Chordata, Mammalia, Lagomorpha, Leporidae. The transcript has 3 exons.